This is a messenger RNA of Scutellospora calospora, 646 nucleotides long. Lineage: Eukaryota; Fungi; Glomeromycota; Glomeromycetes; Diversisporales; Gigasporaceae. The record is from the annotation of a GenBank genome assembly.
UCCGCGGACUAAGAGGGAGCUACUACAGGACCUGGACACAUGGGAGAGGACACAGGGAGGAAGAGCGCCGGUCACCAAUCAAGGAUAUGGAAUCAUGCGGAAGGACUUUGAUGGCGACGGAUGGGCGAACAAGAACAAGGUCGAUUUUGCUCGUCUGAUUGCCGAUGCCAAGCGAAAGAAAGCCACCGCUGCAGCAGCUCCUGAUGCCGACAAGAAGGAAGGAGGCGAUUCACAUGCUCCAGAAAGCGAGCAAGGCGGUGGCCUGCCUCAAAUGGCUUCACCUUCGCAGGCUGCUAGCAACUCGGCCGAUCAUGGUCAGGCUGCUGUUGCAUCGGAGUUGCCCGCUCACUCAAACGGACUUGGAUCACAUUCUGCAGAGACGCCAAAAUCAAAGGGAGGCUACGACGCAUCGAACACAACCCUACCGCACCCAAACCCACCUCUCGCUGGACUUCCAGACAUUCCACCGCCUGAUGUACCUCACAAGGAGAGCCGCGACUUUCACCUGAAUCAGCAAGAUGUAAAAGAGCCUUGCGAAUUGCCAUCACAUCUCGCCACUUCAUCAGUAAGGAAGGUGCCAAUGUUUUCGGUGCCCGAGGAGUAUUCAAGAGACGCUGGCACGGGUGAAGGGAACGGGAAGGGCUGA